AUGACACGGCCAUUUGGUAACAGUGACAAACGUUUUUCAAUCGACGACGCUUUCGAAGAGGAGACCGAUGAAGCCAUCAAAGUGUACGGCGCAACGGGUGAUAGGUCUCCUUUGCAGAAUAAAUACAAGAAUGGCGGUGACUACCUCUCAAGUAAAACGUACAAGUGCACAGAAGACACUACAUCAAGAGAUUCUGACUCACUUAUCCAUGAAUAUGUGGAAGCUUCUCAAUCGAUGUACUGCUGGAAUCAUCCCAAAGUUCGCGAGAACUGGAAAACAGUCUGUGCCGCUGUCAUCCUGCUUAUUGUAGGAGUAGGUCUCCUUGGCAUGGGUGCAUUUGCUGUAGCCGAACCAGAAAACGGUCUCCAGGGUGCUGUGUUUUUUGUUGCAGGUAUGAUAUGUUUUGUUCCUGGUGCAUAUCAUGUAGUUUACAUUUGGUUAGCAGCCCGUGGUCAGAGGGGCUAUGAUUUCUACCAUUUGCCCCUCUUUACA
This is a messenger RNA of Iphiclides podalirius (scarce swallowtail), 492 nucleotides long. The record is from the annotation of a GenBank genome assembly. NCBI's taxonomy places the organism in Eukaryota, Metazoa, Arthropoda, Insecta, Lepidoptera, Papilionidae.